CAAAUGAAAAGUCGGUUUGUUCAUCAUGAUGGAAACAAAAUAAACGCAUGUUCGAACUCAAUGCGCAAUUUACAAAGCAGCCUUCACUGCCUGGUUAGGUUUUGGAGCUCUCCAACCAAAAAAUUCAAAAGAAAAUGGUAACCAAAGAGGGCUGUCGAGUAGAACUCCGCGAAGCCAUUCGACAGCUGAGAGAUCGAGGCCUUUACACCGCUGCUAAAUGGGCUGCAGAGCAGUUGGUGGGGAUAGAAGAGGAGGACAGAGUAGUGACUCCGGUAUCAGGGUAUGUUCGGUCAGACAGAGGAAGUUCCACUGGAAGGAGGGAGCGGAGAGCAUGGUCAAGUGACAAGGAGUUUUUGCGAGCUGGUGGUGGACUAGGAGGAGGAGAAAUGUAUUCUACUCCUCUUGGCAUGCGUACACAUGUGGCUGCUUCUGGAAGUGGGUAUGGUACACCUUUGUUUCAAGAAACAGAGAUGGAGAAUGAUCGUCAUAUGCUUGCCAAGAGUUAUUUUGACACACAUGAGUACAGGCGGGCUGCAUUUGUGCUCAGGGAAACCCCUGGAAAGAAGGCUUUGUUUUUACGCUGUUAUUCUUUAUAUCUGGCUGGGGAGAAGCGAAAAGAGGAAGAGGCGAUAGAACUUGGUGGUCCUUUAGGGAAGAGUGAUGGCCUUAACAGUGAGUUGGCUGGACUGGAACAAGAGUUAUCUAGCAAUUACAGUAAUGGCACCCUUGAUGCAUUCGGAAUGUACUUGUAUGGGAUUGUGCUACAUGAACGUGGAAAGGAUAAAUUAGCUCGUGAUGUUCUUGUAAAAUCUGUUGAUGCUUAUCCAUGGAACUGGAGUGCGUGGCUUGAGCUACAGGCUUUAUGCACAGAUAUGAGUAUCCUAAACAGUCUUGAGUUGAAGGAUCACUGGAUGAAAGAAUUUUUUCUUGCAAGUGCUUAUCUGGAGCUACACAAAAACAUUGAAGGUUUAGAAAAAUAUAUGAAGCUGCAGGAAAUUUUUCCUUUUAGUGAGUAUAUUUCAGGUCAGAUUGCAUCAGGAUUUUAUAAUUCGCGUGAUUAUGAGAGAGCUGAAAACUUAUAUACAGAUAUGCUUAAGUAUGAUCCCUAUCGUAUUGAUGGGAUGGAUAUUUUUUCAAACAUAUUAUAUGUAAAAGAAUCUUUUGCUUCUCUAAGCCACUUGGCUCAUAGAGUAUUUUUAACUGACAAAUAUAGGCCUGAGUCCUGCUGUAUAAUUGGAAAUUAUUAUAGUCUUAAAGGUCAGCAUGAAAAGGCUGUUUUGUAUUUCAAGCGGGCGCUGAAGUUGAACAAGAACUAUCUUUCAGCAUGGACACUAAUGGGGCAUGAAUAUGUUGAAAUGAAAAAUACUCCAGCUGCUGUUGAUGCUUACCGACGAGCUGUUGAUAUAAAUCCAAGGGACUAUCGUGCAUGGUAUGGCCUGGGACAAACCUAUGAAAUUUUAGCCAUGCCCUACUAUGCUCUUUAUUAUUAUCGGCAAGCUGCUCUUCUGCGGCCUGAUGAUGCUCGCAUGUGGAUUGCUAUUGGAAAUUGCUAUGAUAGUGAACAAUUGCAAAUGCUUGAUCAGGCCAUGAAGUGCUAUCUUCGGGCUUUGAGAAACAAUGAUAAUGAAGGGAUAGCUAUGCAUAAACUUGCAAAGUUGCACAGUCAGCUAGGGCGCCAUGAUGAAGCUGCAUCGUAUUACAAAAUGAAUCUUGAGAGAAUGGAAAAUGAACAGAAUGGUGGCCCAGAAAUGAUUGAAGCAUUGCUAUACCUUGCAAACUAUUACAAAAAUCGAAAAGACAUUGAGGCAGCACAGAUGUAUUGCUCAAGACUUUUGGACUAUGGUGGACCAGAAAAGGAAGAUGCAAAAACUAUUCUUCGAGGAUUAAGGAGUGAAAAUCCAGCCAUGGAUUUUGAGCAAGCUACACCCUGAACUCUUUGGCUUCUUUGUGGGGCUUUCUGUAUCAUUAUAUGCUAUUGCAGUCAUCUGCAAAAAAUCCUUUUUCUUUUGGACGAAGGAUACAAACAUCAAAUUUUAAUGAUGUUGCCAGUUUUUGCAUGGUGGUUCGUGUUGGCUUUGAAGAGCAAUCUUUGACCUCAAUAUAUUUCUCCUUAGACAGUUCUUGACGAGGUUCUUCGGCAAUGUGCAUGCUUACACCUGCAAGAGAUUUUCUAGCCAAUUUUGGACAUUUAUUCUCUGUCGUAAUUUGCCCAUCAUAUUGUUAAUGUCACCAUAUUCUAUAGAGUUAUUUCCCCUGCGAUAUAAUAAUGGUUAUUUGAAACAUUUUUAAACUGCAAGGGUAUAAUAAUUUAAUCUCGGUAAUGCAUUCAACCAUUUCCAAUCCAA
Molecule: messenger RNA, 2345 nt
Organism: Cryptomeria japonica (Japanese cedar)
Lineage: Eukaryota; Viridiplantae; Streptophyta; Pinopsida; Cupressales; Cupressaceae
Product: anaphase-promoting complex subunit 8
Exons: 4
Coding region: 135-1931 (598 amino acids)
Biological process (GO): cell division
Cellular component (GO): anaphase-promoting complex
Molecular function (GO): protein binding
Source: RefSeq, a predicted model, not a curated record